Messenger RNA from Echinostoma caproni, 909 nucleotides. NCBI's taxonomy places the organism in Eukaryota, Metazoa, Platyhelminthes, Trematoda, Plagiorchiida, Echinostomatidae. The record is from the annotation of a GenBank genome assembly.
AUGACUUGUGAGUCGGGAGAACGAUGCCUAAUACACAACAAAAUGAUCGAAUGGGAUCAUUCAACUCGGCUGAUCGAGCAUCGUUUGCAAGCACUGUAUGGCAAACCCGGUCGGUGUCAACUUUCCUGGUCGAACAAACCACGAAGACUCAGACGCAGUCGGCCUCGAUUGAGAAAAUUGGCUUGGUGUGUUUCACAACAGCUGAAUGACGACCAGUCGCAAAGUAAAAUAGCUUUGAAUCGCCAAGCACAACACAUGCGCACAGUCUCAGAAUUAUUGAACAGGUGGAUUCCGGACACGUAUGUGCUAAACAAAUCGCUGAGUUUCGGAAAUCAGAAAUUUCGACCGAAAGAUUUAUUACCGAGCUAUUUGGCCGAUCUUCCACAGGUGUGUUUAGGCUGCCUGCCCAAAGCCUCUUUGACACAUCUGUUAGAUCACCUAGUACGGAAGAGAUGCAUUGACCAAUUGCAACGAUUUGGUCCGCGUGGUACCCGGGAAUAUUUGCAAAUGGGCUCUGCUCUAUUACCGACUUGGCAACAAGCAAACCGUCCGGUGCAAUCCCGUGCCAAUGGUCUGGUCAGUUCAUUCGUGUAUGCCAGCCCUUCUGCGACGAAUCGGAUGCCAAUUCGGGCAAGUGUUGUGGUUCGGGGUCACGGGGUCACACUUCACGUACCAGAGCUCAGUAACGUACAGUCUGUGCGAAGACCAUCGGGCGAUAUGCAGGCUCUAGAUGGUAAUGAAAAGAACGGAACACUCCGUUUCCUCAAACAUACAGUCACUUUUUUGGAACCCCCGUUUCUUCUCGCCCGCGAACCAAUGCGCCGCUUGUCGGAGGCCUCGAAGAACAAAGUAUUGACGCUCCAGCAUCCGAAUCAUCCUUACCUGGUCCGCGAGCAUCAUCUAAUUUGA